GCUCUCGUCGCCCUCUCCCCUUCCUGAGAGACCGAUUCCCCUCCCCGGCAGGAACCAUUUCUAGGCGGGGCAGCUUCCCUCCGCGGCGGAGAGAGGCGAGAGGGAGGCGGAACGGCUCCGCCACAGCCAGCUGCCCUCGCCCGCCCGCCCUUCUGGCAGCCCAAAGGCCCCGAGCGGCGGAAACGGCAGCCAUGGCCGCCCUGGACUUGGAGGCGGCGCGGGGAUCCCUGGGCUCCCUCCUGCGGGAUUUCCCGAGGCCGCUGGGCCCAGACGACGCCUUGCCGUGGAGUCCUCUCGGCCGGGGUGGCGACCUCAGCCAGGCCGAGGCGCCCGCGGAGAUGGGGGAGUUGGCCCGGAGCUUUCUAGGCAGCAGGAACGUGCCACCUCUUCUUGCGGCAUCUCUGAUUCACGCAGCAAUCAGUGAUCUGCUGCAGGCCGAUCUCAGUGAUUUUAAAAAGCAGCGCGUGGAAGGAGAAGAAGCCGGAGAUCCUGCGAUGUCUUUCUUGCUUGAUGGAGGCCCCUUGCAGCACCAUUUCUUUAACAAGCUCUGGGACGUCUGUUGCAAAUGGCAGAAACAGCUUCCACCACUGAAACCCCUUGAACGCUACCUCCAGAUCUCCACCCACGCAACACGCAAUUCCCGCCGGAAGAUGGAGGACAGGCAUGUUUCUCUUCCAGAAUUUAAUCAGCUGUUUGGCAUGAUGGAUGGUGUGGACAGAGCAUACUUUGCUGUGUUUGACGGUCACAGUGGGGUCGACGCCGCUAAUUAUGCAGCAGCUCAUUUGCAUUUCAACAUCGCACAUCACCACGAGAUUGUGAAAAAUCCAGCAGAGGCCUUGAAAGACUCUUUCCAGAAAACAGAUGAAAUAUUCCUUUCUAAAGCCAGAAGAGAGAAGCUGCGUAGUGGAAGCACUGGAGUGGCUGCCUUGAUUGUGGGGAACAAGCUCCACAUUGCUUGGCUGGGAGACUCCCGUGUCAUGCUUAGUGCAAACAGGAAAAAAGCCAUAAACCCUAAUGUGGAUCGGCUCACAAGCUCAGAGAGAGAGGAUGAGAGACAACGGAUUGAAGCCUUAGGGGGCUGUGUAACCUAUAUGGACUGCUGGCGUGUCAAUGGAACCUUGGCUGUCUCCAGAGCGAUUGGUGACCUGUUACAGAAGCCUUAUAUCUCUGGUUGCGCAGACGGUGCGUCGUUCGAGUUGACGGGCGCUGAAGAUUACGUGCUUCUGGCCUGUGAUGGGUUCUUUGAUGCCAUCAGACCCUUUGAGGUGGUGGACCUCGUUCUGGAGCACUUAACCCAAAGCCAAGGGGAUGGCCUUAAGGCUGCCGAGAGGCUGGUGGCCGCGGCCAAAGAGAGUGGCUCCAGCGACAACAUCACGGUCCUGCUGGUGUUCUUGCGGGAGCCCCGGCACGUCUUGGCCGAUUGCCUCAGAGACCCCAAAAGCUGCUCUGCUGAGGGUGGUGCACCAGACCCGCCCUUUAACUUUUUCAGCUCUGAAGUAACAGGGUAGAGGCCACAACCAAAUCCACUCAAACUACAACAUCCAAAUGCACGCAAGUAAAACAGACCUCUUAACACUGGCGACAAAGACUAUUGAGCAGUGGACAAAAUGACCCGACUGCAUUUGCUCAAGUGUCCAGGUUUUCACAGUCUAGAUGGACAAAGCAGCCUCAUGUCACAGCGGGGUAAGCUGCAGUACUGCAGUCAAAGUUCUGAUCACGACCUAAGUUUGAUCCCAAAGGAAGUCAUUUUAAGGUAGCUGGCUCACAGUUGACUCAGCCUGUCAUCCUUCCGAGGUUGGUAAAAUGAGUACCCAGCAUUCUGUAAAUGACUGGGGAAGGCAGUGGCAAACCACCCCCAUAAACAAAGUUUGCUUAGCAAACAUCAUGAUGUGAUGUCACUUCAUGUCUCAGUAAUGACCUGGUUCUUUCACAGGGGACUACCUUUGCCCUUACCUAGAUGGACAGACUUGCAUCUAGAUUGUGUGGCUUCAGUGCAGAUAAGGGUUCACUGGACAGCUCUGCAAACUUCUUCUCUUCCCCCAUCCCCAUAGAAAAUUAACAUGUCAGGGGAAGGGAUUUCAGCGUAGCUUUCUCCCUGAUGUGCUGCUUUUUUCUUUAUGGGGAAAUUUGUAUAAUGGAGCUCUCAAUUAUGUGAGCUUUCCUUCUGUAGUCUGAUGCAGCCCAGAUGCUGUGAACUAAACCUCAAGAGAGCUUGUGCUUUUACAGUCUCAGUUGUUAGCUCUGAGCCAGGCUCACAUGUCUUCAGAGGUGGUGAAGACCAUAUAAGCUAUAGAUGAACACUUGGGACUCUCUGGGAUCAUUUGGAAUAGCACUUAAAGAGGAUUGCAUUUAGCUGCUUAUUAUUAUGUCUGUGAAUAAGCUACCGUUGCCACCACCAAAGACUUACUAAUUCCUGUGUACAGAUUCAGUGUUAAAGUGUUGGAGAGCAGGCUCUUAUACUCUAGUCCAGGGGUGGCCAACUUCCAGAUGUUCAUGGACUGCAAUUCCCAGCCAGCCCCAAUUGGCCAUGCUGGCAGGGGCUGAUGGGAAUUGUAGUCCAUGAACAUCUGGAGCACCAUAGGUUGGCCACCCCUACUCCAGUCUAUAACAUGAGCCAAAGCUCUCCCCUUGCUUCACUGCAUACCAAAGAAAGAAAGUGAAUAAUGUGUUUGUGAAGCUUAAGGGAAAAGCGAUUUAAAUGAAAAAUGUCAGCAACCAAUAAUCCACUAAGACGCCAAACCUCAAAUUCCUCUAUGGACGAGCAGUUGCCCGUAAACUUCAUGGCGGCAAUGGAAAUGCAGCUGAUUCACCAAAUGAAAAUUCCUACACAAGUCUCAUUUGUUCUCUCGAGUCUGCAAAAUAACAAGUUGUGGCUUUUCAGAGUUUUGGUGUAUCCUUUUGUCAUCCAGUUGGAGGAAGGAUGGAAACCUGUGUUCCUGUCUUCCCAUGGUGAAGUAUGUACAAAAUUAAGUAUUUGGGGGAUGUUUUAUACUGUUUUUCUGUGGUUGCAAAUUUUUAUGUUUGGAGACUUUUUAAGCAUUGUAUUUUACAAAAUGCUAUAUUUAAAUCAGGUUUUAGAUGUACAUAGGUUAUUUUUUUCUUGGUUUUGCUGUUGGUUUUUUUUAAGAGGCCAUUCUCAAGUGCCACGUGCCCUUCUGACAAGGAUGGGAAAGGGCUGCUUUUUUCCUAUAAUAUUGUAUGGAGCAUGUGCUAAUGUCAUAUGCAUUUAGGCACUUAAACUAUACCUAUUUUGAUGUAUGCAACAAUUGAAUAUAGUUCCCAAACAUUUCCGUUCCCCACCAUAGCAUAGUGGUUAAGAGCAGGUGCACUCUAAUCUGGAGAACUAGGUUUGAUUCCCCGCUCUGCCACUUGAGCUGUGGAAGCUUAUCUGGUGAACUAGAUUAGCUUAUG
Molecule: messenger RNA, 3411 nt
Organism: Sphaerodactylus townsendi
Lineage: Eukaryota; Metazoa; Chordata; Lepidosauria; Squamata; Sphaerodactylidae
Gene: PPM1F
Product: protein phosphatase, Mg2+/Mn2+ dependent 1F
Exons: 7
Coding region: 192-1508 (438 amino acids)
Biological process (GO): protein dephosphorylation; negative regulation of protein kinase activity
Cellular component (GO): cytosol
Molecular function (GO): protein serine/threonine phosphatase activity
Source: RefSeq, a predicted model, not a curated record